Molecule: messenger RNA, 1169 nt
Organism: Vicugna pacos (alpaca)
Lineage: Eukaryota; Metazoa; Chordata; Mammalia; Artiodactyla; Camelidae
Source: RefSeq, a predicted model, not a curated record
AUGGCAUGCCCACAUGCCAAGAGUGUAUUCACCUCAUUAAUGGAUGAGGAAAUCGGACUGGCGUGUGUGGUACCGGGGUUAGCAGUAGCAGGCCCUCCACACGCGUGGUUUCCGACUUCACCCCCAGUGGCUUCUGGCGGGGGCUUAGACAGCAGGGAGGAGGGUGUGGCUUCAGUUGCUGGGGGUCUGGCGAGGACACCGUGUUCCCCGGAGCAGAAGGCAGGACUGGUCGCCAUAAAGGAUGCCCACGACAUAGAGACCAGGCUGAACGAGGUGGAGAAGCUGCUCAAGGCCGUCAUCAGUAUGCCGCGGAAGUAUUCCAGGUCCGAAGUCGUGCUCACCUUCUUCGAAAGGUCUCCCCUGGAUCAGGUGUUAAAAAACGACAACGUCCAUAAAAUUCAGCCCAGCUUCCAGAGCCCGGUGAAGAUUUCGGAAAUCAUGAGGUCCAAUGGAUUCUGUUUAGCGAACACGGAGACGAUCGUUAUUGACCACAGUAUCCCGAACGGAAAGGACCAGCACCUGGCCGUGGACCCGGCGGAGCACCUGUUUGACAGCGGUGGGGAGUUUGCCCCAGAGCUGGAGGACGGUGACGACCCGGCGGCUUAUGUCACCAACCUGUCCUAUUACCACCUGGUGCCCUUUGAGACGGACAUUCUGGACUGAGUCUCCUUGGGGCUCUCCACCCCCCUGCCCCACCGUGGCCACGGCCCUGCUGCCAUCGCUGUGCCGGGGACGGCCACCCCACUGCCCGCACCCUUGGGGCCAGGUGUCCUGUGAGUGGGGACCCCACGUCUCCGACAACCGGGAGUCAGGUCACGGGGGCCCGGCGCCCCUGCUGCUUCUAGAGGUCUCCCCGUCUGCACGGCAUCCCUGGGACCUGCUGCUUCCCCACGUGGAGGAGCCCCAGGUCCCCACGGGACGUCCCGGGGCUGGGGCUGGACACCCACGCCUCCUUCUGGUGGGUAACCCAGGUCCGUCACCUGAUAAGCGCACAAAGCAUUUCGUGUGAGAGUCCGAACUGUCACCAAGUUGGGGGCGGCACAAUGGUGUGUGUACCGUCUCCCCAGCUUCCCUGGGAACCAGGAUGUGCGGCUGUCAUUUCUGCUUUUCACCUGCUCCCUGGACACUGGGCUGUGUCAGCCGAGGGGGUGCUGGUGGAAGGCUGGUCC